Molecule: messenger RNA, 2454 nt
Organism: Drosophila bipectinata
Lineage: Eukaryota; Metazoa; Arthropoda; Insecta; Diptera; Drosophilidae
Source: RefSeq, a predicted model, not a curated record
CUGUAGAUUUAUUCACUUACUAAAGACUGUCUCAGAGAAAAACUUCAAGAUAAUACUUCCUUUUUUGGAAGAAGAAAACACUUGCAAGAAAACACACAAGAUCCGAUCAGCAAAAUGGACUUUGAAGACGAAGAAGAAGUGGUGACCCCACACUAUACUCGCAAGUUUAGGAUGCCAAGCGACCCCACGCUUUUGGCCGAAUACGAGCUGUUUAAGCCCACCGCGGCCACCUUGAAUCUGCACAGCGAACACAACCGCGAGAUUUUCGCGGAGGCUUUCAUCGAAGGUGGAUUGGAUACCCUGGAGCACCUGUGCGUGAAAAGCUUGGCCAAGUUGGGCACUCGCGGCAUAUCUCCAAUGCUGGUGGAGAAUCCGGAGCUAAUGCGAGUGUUUUACGACGCCCUCGACGUGGAGUUGCCUCUAAGGGAGUGUUAUGUGAUUGAAGACCAGCGUUUUUGGCGUCGUGUGGUUCUCAGCAAGACGCUGGACAAGACGCUGCACCUGAAGCAUUGGAACGAGUUCGACUGGAAAUCGGAGGGCGUGAGUCGGAAGUUCGUGGAGCUUGUGGAGGUCUGUCCAGUGAACAUACAACCGGAGAUGAAGCUCGCCCGGCUAGCGGGCAAGGUAUGGGAAUAUGUGAACUCUAUGCACGUGCGGAAGCUGCAGGCACUUCCCGAUUUCAAGUUCGCCAAGUAUCUGGACAGCGAUGUCGAUCAGGACAUAACUUCUUCCUCGUCCGAUGAGGAGUCGAUCUCCAGCGACGAACCGGAUACUGACCUGGGAUUGGAUGAGGAGGAGGGUGACGAGGGGGAUAGCGUUACUAAGGUGCCUGAGAUACAAUUCUGGCGGAUGGGCAGCGCAAAUGACGAAAGCAAUGACCGUCGUGCUGAGCGACGGAAAAGAAAUGCUGCCCGUCAGGAAGCCCGAGAUCAAAUUGCCCAAAGGCGACUGGAGCAUUUGGAGCGACGACAGAAACUCUUGGAUGCCCGACAGGCUUUAGCCAAUCCCCCACCGAAACCAAAAAAGAAAAAGAAGAAAAAGUCACCACCCAUACAGGAUGUGUUCAAUAUUCCAGUGGAGGCUGAGCCCGAGGACGACGAGGACACAAAGCCGGAUCACCGAAACAAGACGCUGCUGUUGGACAGGAUCAAGCGAUAUAAUUAUCCCGACGAGCACUGUCACCACAUCGACUUGGGUAUUGUGAGGAUCUUUAGGAAUUUGGUGUCCUUCACCUUGGAGUUUUUGGGACCCCCAGAUGUUCAUAAUUAUCAUAAACGCCUCAUAAAGUUUUCAUAUGGCGACAUGGUGCGCCUGGGUCGGGGACUGCGCUGCCUGUCCUGCCUCAAAACCUUCAGGCUUCGGAAUUCUCGUCUCAAUGCUCGGAAACUACGAAUCCUGGCCCGCAGCCUGCGAGCAAUGGAGUCUGUGGAGGAGUUGGACUUCGGCUAUGAUCUGAUGCCAGACGACUGCCACGAGGCACUGCGAUACCUGUUGGAUCGACCUGUUAUGUUCCGCAUGCUCCAGCUGGAGUACAACAGGCUCGGCAGUAACACAGCGGCGGUGUUGAGCAAGGCCAUGACACAGGAGAACCAGGACGGUGUGUUGGAAUAUCUCGGCUUGGCCCACAACCCCCUGAACGAGGCAGCUUUGCACACGCUCUUCCAGGGCAUUAUCGGUACACCGCACGUGCUGGCCCUGAACAUUUCUGGGAUCGACGGAGGCAAGGGCGUGGGCGCCUUGGGCCGAGAAAUCGGAUAUUUUCUGCGAAAUCAUGCGCCGCUCUUAAGUCUGGAAAUGGCAUCAAUCAACAUCGGUGUCUCUCAGGGAUAUCUGCUUUUGAGAAGCUUGGAGACAAAUCAGAGGGUAUUAUAUGUGGAUUGCCGGGAAUGCGAAUUGGAUAACGAUCAGGAGUUUGAGGCCGACAUUAUAGUGCGUCGCAACAACUACAUAUUCAAGAACAUGCAUCAUGGGGAGAACCUGUGCGCCGUCGUGAAGGAUCGACGUCAUCCUAUUGUCCAACGGAUCGAGGACUACGAUUCUGCCAGAAAGGAGUGCGUUCUGAAACGACCGCCUCCAUUGCCUCCCACUGAAGAAGCUGCGCCGGUUGUGGUCGAGGAGAAGAAGGAGGAGGAGGAGCGCGACAUCUGGGCCAUUCUUGGGAUAGUAACCAAGCCGAAAGCGUCUGUGAUGGCAGUGGAGGAGCGGAAGACCGAACGCUUUUCAUCCAUCAGGCUGGCGCCGUUCGAAUACAACCCCAACUCCUUCAAUCUUGACCAGUUUCGAGAGUCUGUUUAUUUGCCAGGUCCUGGAAAUCGAUUUUUCUACCUGCAGAAGAACAAAAUGCCCUAAUUCCUACUGUCUUUGCUAUCAGUCCUCGGAAUAAUUGUCUAACAUUGUACACUGACUAUAUUUCGGAGCAUUAAAGACGCCACUUAGCCGGCAGCCGAGUCUGUA